AUGGCACCCGAAACCUCACCUCCAGCGUCGAGUACAAAUGGCUCUACGCCCAGCAAACCAAGCUCCCAGAGAUCUGUAAUAACAUCAAGACCCUCUCCCUUCAUGCCCAGCACCCUAGAGAAGAUCCUCCUAGCCAUCUACCCCACAAUCCUCAUAACCGGCUCCCUCUUCUCCCUCCUCGACCCCUCAGCCCGCAACGCGCCCUACAGCGCCUCCACGCAGUCUCACGUCGCAGACACCGCACCCUCGUACUUCGCGAAGAAGAGCAAUAUCUUCAACAAGCUAUUCGUGAAGCAGGGCUGGGCAUGGAUAACAUUCAGCUAUCUAUUCUUCCUGUUCACGCAUCCGUCCAUCGGACCGCCUCUGUCGGUCACUCUCACACCGAAGAGGAUACGCGGGUUACUCAGAUAUAGCAUCGUGACGACGUGGUGGAUAUUCGUCACGCAGUGGUUUUUUGGCCCGGCGAUUAUUGAUCGCAGUUUUAGGUUGACGGGGGGACAGUGUGAGUUAGUUGAGCAAGCUGAUAAAGGACAUAUUGAGAUGGAUGAUACAAGGCAAUUUGUCACUGGGUUUGCGUGUAAAGCUGUGGGCGGGCAGUGGUUAGGCGGACAUGAUAUCUCGGGCCAUGUGUUUUUGUUGGUAAUUGGUAGUAUGUUUCUUUUUGAGGAGGUGCUGCAUGUGGUGUUGAGAUCGCAACGGGUUAAGGAGGAACGGACGGUGUAUAUGGCUGAUGGGGCUAUUAAAAGUGCGGAGGUGGAGGCUGCGUUGGAUUCUGAUGUUUCGGUGCAGAGACCGACGCAAUGGACUAUUGGUGCGAAGAUUGGGUUGGGGGUUGCGGGGUUGAGUGUUUAUAUGCUGUUGAUGACGGCAGCGUAUUUUCAUACGUGGUUUGAAAAGCUUACGGGAUUACUGGUAGCUCUCAGUGGCAUAUUCGUGACUUAUUUCCUCCCAAGAGCCGUCCCUGGAUUGAGAAAUGUAAUCGGGAUGCCUGGAGUGUAG
This is a messenger RNA of Glarea lozoyensis ATCC 20868, 999 nucleotides long. RefSeq lists its product as uncharacterized. The transcript has 2 exons. The record is from RefSeq and is a predicted model, not a curated record. Gene Ontology annotation, cellular component: endoplasmic reticulum membrane. The coding region runs from base 1 to 999 and encodes 332 amino acids. Gene Ontology annotation, biological process: lipid storage; phospholipid biosynthetic process; lipid droplet organization. NCBI's taxonomy places the organism in Eukaryota, Fungi, Ascomycota, Leotiomycetes, Helotiales, Helotiaceae.